Messenger RNA from Hymenoscyphus albidus, 1594 nucleotides. The record is from the annotation of a GenBank genome assembly. Lineage: Eukaryota; Fungi; Ascomycota; Leotiomycetes; Helotiales; Helotiaceae.
CACGCCUCCCCUGCAACUUACGGUAUUUCCUACGUCCUACGGGUACGGUAAUCUACCUACAUACAUAGACAGGUAUCUGUGAACCUGAAUGGAUUUCAACGACAACACUUAUAACUUCAUCGUAGCGACCUACAUUGAGCCCCAACCCCAAGAAUUAUAAAAACAAUGACUCUCUCCAGCACGCUUCUCCACUUGACCGACUUCCGCAAUCCCUUCCUCAAAACAUUGGUCCCUUCGGUCGGUGCGGCCUUUGCCAUUCAAGCUGCCUUUGCCAUCCCCUCCAUCCUAGCUCAGUCGGAGCGCUUUUAUGAUGUUUCGGGGUCUCUCACUUACCUUUCCGUCACCGCGCUGAGUCUCUAUCUUCCUGCCAUCCGAGCACGUGCUGCUGCUACGGCGGUCGGCUCUCUCAAACCAGCCUGGCCAAGUCUGCUCGACGCUUUCACCGGCAAGGGAGGUGCCAAUGGACUCAACUGGAGACAGGUCGUUUUAAGUACGGCCGUCACGAUUGUAAGUAGAAUCAUAGGAUUUCUCCUAGGGUCCCCCCUUAGCGAAUGAUUAUGAUGGCUGACUGGAAUACAUGCACAGUGGGCAACAAGACGUGAGCACUGAAGAACCCCUUCAUCGUUUUCCAGCAAACUAACCGAGGACAAGUGGGCAGCUAUCUGUUUCAACGAGUCCUGAAAGACGGUCAUGAUUCUAGGUAGCAUCGCCCUUCAUCUUGAAAUGUGCUCGCUAACCGUCAAUGAAGAUUUGACGAGAUCAAGAAGUCACCACCUCGUUUCUUUGCAGCCUGGAUGGCUCAAGGUUAGUCUCCACCGCUCACGCUUACAUGUGUUUGAAAAUUGGCAUGUCAGUUGACCUUCAUCAGCAACAUGGGUAACACUUUGUAUGAUGCCCGUCUUGGCCUUGAAUUCAAUUCCACGCACAACUCUUGCAGCACUUCCAAUUCUGGGACUGACAGAUAUCAUUGGAAUUACUAUUUAUGUUGGUGGCUUGGGCUUCGAGAUUGCUGCCGAUAGGCAAAAAAGUGCGUGGGUCGAGGCAAAGAAAAACAAGGAGCAUGAUGAAGACUUCUUAACACAUGGCCUGUGGAGCAAAUCCCGGCAUCCAAAUUACUUUGGAGAGAGUACACUUUGGACGGGUAUUGCAACAACUGCAGCUGGCGUUUUGCUAACAACUACUGGCCAAAGAGGUACGUAUCGAGAACCUCUACCCUUUUCCCCAGAUAUAUCUUGAACUGGCUUGGAUUCCAUUGCUGCUUCCCCUUCCCAGUUUCUCUUGAUGAAUGGCAGUGCUGAUUUUGCUCAGGGAUGGGGCUGUCUACCACUUGGUAUGGGAGAGUCCUUGGUCUUGGAAUGUGUGCAGUAAGCCCGGCAUUUGUCACUUUUCUGCUUUUCAAGGUCUCGGGGAUUCCACUUAGCGAGAAGAAGUACGACAAAAAGUACGGUGAUCACAAGGACUACCAGGAAUGGAAGAAAAAUACGCCUGUUUUCAUUCCCAAGUUCUAGAUGAUAGGGAAAUGACCGGGGGAGAUAUGUCUUAACAAAGAUACCCCAUUUCCUUUGUCUUUACUAGUCAUCUUACAGCUUUCUUU